AUACCCUUGCUCACACACCCAACCAUCAAAACAAAACGCUAAAGAUUCCAACAUUGUUAUUGUUUUCGGGUCAAAAUCACAAUGAGCGAAGAGGUAGUUAACAGUACCACCGUAACCAAUUUCAUUGACGACAAAGAUGGCUUUGACAAAUUUGUCCAGGAAUGUUUCGACAUGGUGGACGAAAAUGGCGACGACAUGCUUUCCCUUGAGGAAGUACGUGGUGGAUUCCGAAAGCUUUUGCCAUUCGGUUCGGAGUCACAACCAAUGAAGCCAAUGGAUGAGGGCAUGUUGAAGUUAAUAUUCGAGAGGUUCGACCAGGAUAAAAACGGAAAACUCGAUAUAACGGAGUUUAAGUCAUUGAUGACGGAGAUCAUGAACGCCGUUGCCCGUGGGAUUGAUGGAUUUCCAAUCAUUGUCAAUCUUGAGAAAGAUAGCAUGCUGAUGAACGCAAUUCAACAUGAAUUGGUCACACAAUCAUCAUCUAAGUAAACAUAUAUACGUUUUUCUUGUCAUUUUAUUUUUUUAUUUUGAUGUACAUUAUUAUCAUUUUAUUUAACUUUUCGGUCGUAAAAGAAGUUGAUUUGUCUUCUUUUUUUUGGCUGUCUUCUUAAAAAUUAAUUUUGAUUCCUGGAGAAAAGCAAUUACACGGUGGAUCAAAAGGAUCUCAAGAAGAAGAAGUGGUAUUCUUUCGGAAGCAAAGAUUAGUUGAUAGAGGAA
Molecule: messenger RNA, 717 nt
Organism: Arachis ipaensis
Lineage: Eukaryota; Viridiplantae; Streptophyta; Magnoliopsida; Fabales; Fabaceae
Molecular function (GO): calcium ion binding
Source: RefSeq, a predicted model, not a curated record